AUGAAAGUCAAAGGAUGGGCAGCGCCUGAAAUUGUUCUGAAGUCCCCAAUUGGCCUGGGGAACAUUUCUCCGCAAAUACUAAAGAAGACUCUGCAGCGGGGCAUUGAGUUUAACCUUCUUGUGGUGGCUGAAAAGGGAAUUGGCGCAAAGACACUUGUUUCCUCCAUUUACAACAUGUCUGUGUUUCCGCAGAAAACCCACGGGCACUCCCCCGACCUCACGGAGCACGAAAUGGUUAUGCAGUCUGGAGACAUCACGCUGAAGCUCAAGAUAUUCAUGUACCGGGGAAAGUCUGCCAGCGAUGUAAAGGACUUCCUGGUAGAGCGGAACACAAUGUACAACAAAAACAACAUUGGGCUAAGGCGGGAGAGAAAGGAAGACCCCAGAAUACACGCGUCUCUGUUCCUGGUCUCUCCCUUCGAGUUCAAAAAGCAGGACAUAGACAUUCUCCAGGUGCUGUCCGAGCACACAAACACGCUUCCCGUCAUCCCGAAGAGAGACAUAUUUACGGCCCAGGAGCUGGAGGCGUACAAGGAGAGAAUACGAAAGCAGAUCGCCUCCAGCGGGAUAAUCGUGUGCAGCCUAAUCCCCGAGGGAAUAGACAUUCUUUCUGUGGUCGCAAGCACGAGCCUGGUGAACCUUGGGGGGCAGGCCGUUCGAGGGCGCGAGUACAGCUGGGGCGUGAUAAAUGCGGAAGACCCCGUUCUAUCCGACCUGGCCCUGAUCACGCAGAUAUUGCUGUCCGUGCAUCUGAUAGACCUUAAAAAGAAGACUGUGCGCUUCUACCAGACGUGGAAGGAGGCUGUCCGCUCGGAGCUUCCCUGCCUAGAAGCCCAAGACAAAGAGCUUCUCAAGGAAAUCGAGCACACCAUCACAGGAAACUUCAAAGCCAAGCUGGCUGCCCUGGAAAUGGAGGAUCGAAAAGUAGACCAAGCCGUGAAGUCUCUAGCAGACCCGCUCGUGCGGUGA
Molecule: messenger RNA, 969 nt
Organism: Nematocida major
Lineage: Eukaryota; Fungi; Microsporidia
Exons: 1
Coding region: 1-969 (322 amino acids)
Biological process (GO): cytoskeleton-dependent cytokinesis
Cellular component (GO): septin ring; septin complex; cell division site
Molecular function (GO): GTP binding; molecular adaptor activity; GTPase activity
Source: RefSeq, a predicted model, not a curated record